Messenger RNA from Xiphophorus maculatus (southern platyfish), 1326 nucleotides. RefSeq names its product beta-2-glycoprotein 1-like. Lineage: Eukaryota; Metazoa; Chordata; Actinopteri; Cyprinodontiformes; Poeciliidae. The record is from RefSeq and is a predicted model, not a curated record. Bases 1 to 1326 code for a protein of 441 amino acids. The transcript is spliced from 9 exons.
AUGAAGAUUUUGCUGGACACCGGCAGACAGAGAAAACUCCUCAUCCUGUACCUAUUUGUCGGGAAUGUUGCAGCUGAUUGUCCCAUACCUCAACAUGGAGAGAACACAGUUCUCACAGAAGAAUCCCUCCUAAAAAGUGAAUUCCCUAAUGGUACUGUGAUCACAUAUGAGUGCAGAAAUGGAUAUUACAAAGUAAAUGGCACUGGGACGAUGAACUGCGUCGAUGGGAAGUGGACCGAGCCAGAUAUCAUCUGCAGUAAGAAAGACUGUGGUCUCCUUGAAGCACAACCACACAUGCUAUUUAACACCAGCGAAGGUACUCAGUUUGGUGCAAUGGUUAAAGUAACCUGUGACGAAGGUUACGUGAUAUUUGGAUCCAGCUAUAGAAAGUGCCUGGAGAUAGGGUGGUAUGGAAAGGGAGACUGUGUCCUUGUUACUUGUCCCAAACUGACUAAAGUGGAAAAUGGUGAACAUUCUUGGAAUAGUGACGAUAAACCAGUAUACCAACAAACAAUAAAUUUCACAUGUAACACAGGAUACACUAUGGUUGGGACUGACACCAUUAGGUGUACUGAAACUGCCGAAUAUGAUUAUGAGCCACCACAAUGCAUCGUUGUUACUUGUCCCAAACUGACUCAAGUGGAAAAUGGUGAACAUUCUUGGAAUAGUGACGAUAAACCAGUAUACCAACAAACAAUACAUUUCACAUGUAACACAGGAUACACUAUGGUUGGGACUGAAACCAUUAGGUGUACUGAAACUGCCGAAUAUGAUUAUGAGCCACCACAAUGCAUCGUUGUUACUUGUCCCAAACCGACUAAAGUGGAAAAUGGCAAACAUUCUUGGAAUAGUGACGAUAAACCAGGAUACCAACAAACAAUAAAUUUCACAUGUAACACAGGAUACACUAUGGUUGGGAAUGAAACCAUUAGGUGUACUGAAACUGCCGAAUAUGAUUAUGAGCCACCACAAUGCAUCGCUUAUUGUCCCAUACCUAAAGGUGGAGAGAACAUGGUUCUCACUGAUGAAUCCCUCCUAAGAAAGGAUUUUCCAGAGGGUACAAACGUCAUAUAUGAGUGUGGCAAUGGAUAUGAAAAAGAAAGUGGCUCUGAGAUCAUAACCUGCAUUGGUGGAAAUUGGACUGAGCCAGAUCUAAUCUGUAAGAAGAUUUCCUUACCACACCACAAUAUUGAGUUGGGUCGUGGGGAUAGCAGCCUCUGUAGGGAGUCCCAGUUUUCAUUCUCCCCAGGAACCUGGACCAGCUCCUCUGUCGGAAACCCAAAGCUUUCCCAGGCCAGCUUACAUAGUCCCUCCAGCAUGUCCUGA